Messenger RNA from Rhipicephalus microplus (southern cattle tick), 712 nucleotides. Its product is annotated as putative serine carboxypeptidase CPVL. Gene Ontology annotation, molecular function: serine-type carboxypeptidase activity. NCBI's taxonomy places the organism in Eukaryota, Metazoa, Arthropoda, Arachnida, Ixodida, Ixodidae. The record is from RefSeq and is a predicted model, not a curated record. Gene Ontology annotation, biological process: proteolysis.
CCUCAUCAACCACAGCUCAGCGAGGACUACUUCAGGAACGUCACGGACAUCGUGAGCACGCUCAUGGACAACUACAGGUUCCUGGCGUAUGCUGGUCAGCUGGACCCGAUCUUCUCGGCGGCUCGCAUCGAGGAGUACUACAGAAGCGUCGAGUGGAGUCGGGCCGACCAGUUCCGGCACGGCCGUCGCCUGCCCUUUUACGCGGGACCACAGGAGGAAGGACUGUCAGGGUACGUGACAUCGGCGGGCGACUUCUCGUUCGUGGUGGUCACUCGAGCGGGACACUACCCGGGUUUCGACCAGCCCAGGGCCGUCGACGAAGUGAUGCGACGCUUCCUGAUGAACAACCUGACGGCGCGGCACGCAUGAGCAUCACGAACCGUUUUGGCGAACGAACUGUCUUUAGAUAGCGUGAUGCACACGGGCCGAGCAGUGACAGCAGUGGUCCGGCUGUGUCGUGGACGUUUAAGUUUGACUGGACGCGUAUGUCAGAAAUCGCUUCAACGACCGAGAUUGAGAGUUAUCGAAGUAGAUCCUUGGUUCCAACCAAUACUAUUCCUCAAGUGCGGAAGUGUUUCCGCGAUCGACUGAGUUCGCCCUCUUAGAAGGAAUGAGCGGCGACAACCGUCCGUCCGAGCAACAGUGGCGGCGCAAAAGGAGGGUAGCACGGGUGGGCUGUCAAAACUCUCGCCUGCCCCCCAAGAGCAAUCAU